AGCAAUACGUGAUCUGUUUCACGGUGACAUCCCAGAGGACCACUGAGGAGGACAUUGUUCGAGACUGGAAUGAAAUUCGUUCAACUGCCGGAGAAAUUUUGAAAGAAGUCAAUCAAGAAUUGACAAGGUCGCCAUCCAGGGUGAAAGUUCGUUUGGCUGAAACGAGAGAACGUAACGCGAAUUUCGGGUCCAGUCGGCUACUAGCCAACUCUCCCAUGUCUACAAAAAUUGUUAAUGGCAGUUUUGUUGCUGUCUUUGAUAAUGGAGGUGCAGUAUCUCAAUGCGCAAAUGUAUUGUCCAAUCUGCAAACACAAUCUAAGGAUAGUCCAGGCAAGUAGAAUAAUUUAUUACAAUAUCAAAUAGUGAUCGAUGCUG
Messenger RNA from Nilaparvata lugens (brown planthopper), 375 nucleotides. Its product is annotated as histidine decarboxylase-like. The transcript has 2 exons. The annotation marks the transcript as partial. The record is from RefSeq and is a predicted model, not a curated record. NCBI's taxonomy places the organism in Eukaryota, Metazoa, Arthropoda, Insecta, Hemiptera, Delphacidae.